AUAAUUACAAAAAGCACCCCAAGCAAAAGUUUCACUGAAGCUCAACAAAACCCCUCGGCUGUAUUACAUCGGGCCGCCGCUAACAAAUCACCAACUCUCGGUUAUUGUCUGCAAACCCUAGUCUCUCUCUAUCUCUACUAAAUUAUCAUUCAAAUUCGUUUCAUAAGCUGAUAGUCAUGGCAGGGACAGAUGCUACGGAGAGUGGUUUAUCAUGUGUUAAAUGUGGCAAGCCUGCUCAUCUUCAGUGUCCAAAAUGUGUUGAAUUGAAGCUUCCACGUGAAGGCGCUGCUUUCUGCACUCAAGACUGUUUCAAGGCAUCAUGGAGCUCUCAUAAAUCAGUUCAUUUGAAAGCAAAGUUAUCAUCAGUUGGAGCAAGCAAUCCAUGGGAACUUAAUAUAGCCUCACCAAGUGAUGGUUGGCUUUAUUGUAUUAGGAAAGGACAGUCUCGAACAGCACAAAUUCCUCAUUUUGAUUGGACAGGACCAUUAAGGCCUUAUCCCAUAUCAAAAAAACGUGUAAUACCUGCAGGAAUUGAGCUACCUGAUUGGGCAGUUGAUGGAACUUCCAAAACCGAGCCUAUUAGUGAUCUGCAACAUGUUGUUGAGAUAAAAACUCCAGAGCAAAUUGAGAGAAUGAGAGAAACUAGCCGAAUAGCAAGAGAAGUUUUAGAUGCAGCUGCUCGUGUUGUGCGUCCUGGUGUGACUACUGAUGAAAUUGAUGCUGUUGUCCAUGAAGCAACCAUUGCUGCUGGAGCAUAUCCAUCUCCAUUAAAUUAUCAUUUCUUCUUUCCAAAUCUUGCUGCACGUAGGUCUGUUAAUGAAGUAAUCUGCCAUGGGAUUCCAGAUGGAAGAGUCCAUGGUGAGGUUCUUUAUCUUAUUCCAUUGUUGAGAGGUUUAUAUGCAGUUGACAACAUUGAUUACAUUUUUGUUUUAGGUGACCUGAAUGAAACUUAUUUUGUUGGUAAUGUUGAUGAGGCAUCUCUACAGUUGGUCAAAUGUACUUACGAGUGCUUGGAAAAAGCAAUAGCUAUCGUGAAACCUGGAGUACGCUUUCGUGAAAUUGGGGAAAUUAUAAAUCGACAUGCUACCAUGGCAGGCUUAUCUGUGGUGAAAUCCUAUUGCGGGCAUGGUAUCGGAGAACUCUUCCAUUGUGCACCAAACAUACCCCAUUAUGCCAGUAUCCUAAAAUUAGCGUUCUAGUGUUUAGUAUAGUG
Lactuca virosa is the source of this 1213-nucleotide messenger RNA. The record is from the annotation of a GenBank genome assembly. Lineage: Eukaryota; Viridiplantae; Streptophyta; Magnoliopsida; Asterales; Asteraceae.